Molecule: messenger RNA, 1250 nt
Organism: Gorilla gorilla gorilla (western lowland gorilla)
Lineage: Eukaryota; Metazoa; Chordata; Mammalia; Primates; Hominidae
Gene: OR4K14
Product: olfactory receptor family 4 subfamily K member 14
Exons: 2
Coding region: 197-1129 (310 amino acids)
Biological process (GO): G protein-coupled receptor signaling pathway
Cellular component (GO): membrane
Molecular function (GO): G protein-coupled receptor activity; olfactory receptor activity
Source: RefSeq, a predicted model, not a curated record
ACUUUAAAAUAAUGCUUUUCCUGAGUUAUUUUUAAGAUGCAGAAGAUGAUGAUUAAAUCAUCUCUGGGAUAAAAUAUGUGUGUUUUCAAUAGCUCCAUUCAAGUAUAAUAGAUGUAAAAUAUAAAUUGGGUGAGUUGCAGUAUCAGCACUGAGCAUCUUAACUCCAGAUUACAAACAAAGUCUGAAACCUGAGGCAAUGGACCCACAGAACUAUUCCUUGGUGUCAGAAUUUGUGUUGCAUGGACUCUGCACUUCACGACAUCUUCAAAAUUUUUUCUUUAUAUUUUUCUUUGGGAUCUAUGUGGCCAUUAUUCUGGGUAACCUUCUCAUUUUGGUCACUGUAAUUUCUGAUCCCUGCCUGCACUCCUCCCCUAUGUACUUCCUGCUGGGGAACCUAGCUUUCCUGGACAUGUGGCUGGCCUCAUUUGCCACUCCCAAGAUGAUCAGGGAUUUCCUUAGUGAUCAAAAAUUCAUCUCCUUUGGAGGAUGUAUGGCUCAAAUCUUCUUCUUGCACUUUACUGGUGGGGCUGAGAUGGUGCUCCUGGUUUCCAUGGCCUAUGACAGAUAUGUGGCCAUAUGCAAACCCUUGCAUUACAUGACUUUGAUGAGUUGGCAGACUUGCAUCAGGCUGGUGCUGGCUUCAUGGGUCGUUGGAUUUGUGCACUCCGUCAGUCAAGUGGCUUUCACUGUAAAUUUGCCUUACUGUGGCCCCAAUGAGGUAGACAGCUUCUUCUGUGACCUCCCUCUGGUGAUCAAACUUGCCUGCAUGGACACCUAUGUCUUGGGUAUAAUUAUGAUCUCAGACAGUGGGUUGCUUUCCUUGAGCUGUUUUCUGCUCCUCCUGAUCUCCUACACCGUGAUCCUCCUCACUAUCAGACAGCGUGCUGCCGGUAGCACAUCCAAAGCACUCUCCACUUGCUCUGCACAUAUCAUGGUAGUGACGCUGUUCUUUGGCCCUUGCAUUUUUAUUUAUGUGCGGCCUUUCAGUAGGUUCUCUGUGGACAAGCUGCUGUCUGUGUUUUAUACCAUUUUUACUCCACUCCUGAACCCCAUUAUCUACACAUUGAGAAAUGAGGAGAUGAAAGCAGCUAUGAAGAAACUGCAAAACCGACGGGUGACUUUUCAAUGAAAUCCAGCCUUCCAUAGUGUUACAUGUUUCUAUUCAUUCAGCGGAUAUAAUUUCUUUAAUAUAAUUCUGCUCAAAGAUUUCAUUCUGACACUGCUACAUUGAUAUAGUUUGUAAUGUGUUA